GCAUAAUUGAAAUAAAAUAUUUUCUGGACGAAUUAAGAUCUUUGAAACACAAAGGGUUUGAUUGUUCUUUUUUUUGAUAUGGAGGUUUUAUCCGAAAAAAUUGAAGGAUUUCAAAGUAAAAUAUCAUUUAAAUGCAACGUUUGUAAUAUUAUCCAAAUUGUUAAUACAGAAAAUCCGAAUAAGAAGGAUUUUCCAACAAAUUGUGCCGUUGUCGCUGGAGCAAUAUCAAUUGGGGUUGGAUAUUCUCAAAUAAACGAGUUUGUAUCAUGUUUAAACAUUCCAAAUAUGUCCAAUGCAACAUAUUUACGCUAUCACUCUAAUUUGAGUAAAAAUAUACACGACGAAAACAUUAAACUAAUGAAUACCGCUGCCCAAGAGGAAAGAAGGUUGGCUGUUGAAUCUGGCCACGUAUCUGAACAAGGUGUUCCUAUAAUUCCAGUGAUUGUUGAUGGCGCAUGGAGUAAACGUUCCUAUCGUACAAACUACAAUGCUUUAUCUGGAGUUGCCUGUAUAAUUGGAGCGAAAACUAAGAAAAUUCUUUACAUGGGGGUUAAAAAUAAAUACUGUUUCGUCUGUACUAGGGCAAGUACUCCAGUAGAACAUUCUUGUUUCAAAAAUUGGGAUAGAAGUUCCACGGCAAUGGAAGCUGAAAUAAUCGCCGAAGGGUUUCAAUCAUCUAUUAAAAGUCAUAAUUUGAUCUAUGGCAAAAUUAUUGGGGAUGGGGACAGCACUAGAAAAUUGAAUGCCGAAAUCACCUCAUUAGGAAUUACAUAAAUAAAAUUUCAGAAUUGUCCAAAGAUACCAAAUUCCCCAUUCAUCUCAGGAGAAUAGUAACUAAUACAGAUGUUUUGGGUCGCUUCCGAAACGCGAUAACGAAAGCUAUUGCCUUUAGAAAACAGGGUCCUGAUGCUGAAAAUACAAAAGUCG
Molecule: messenger RNA, 927 nt
Organism: Photinus pyralis (common eastern firefly)
Lineage: Eukaryota; Metazoa; Arthropoda; Insecta; Coleoptera; Lampyridae
Exons: 4
Coding region: 79-774 (231 amino acids)
Source: RefSeq, a predicted model, not a curated record